Molecule: messenger RNA, 2164 nt
Organism: Lepisosteus oculatus (spotted gar)
Lineage: Eukaryota; Metazoa; Chordata; Actinopteri; Semionotiformes; Lepisosteidae
Product: zinc finger and SCAN domain-containing protein 2-like
Biological process (GO): regulation of transcription by RNA polymerase II
Cellular component (GO): nucleus
Molecular function (GO): DNA-binding transcription factor activity, RNA polymerase II-specific; RNA polymerase II cis-regulatory region sequence-specific DNA binding
Source: RefSeq, a predicted model, not a curated record
UGUGGAGCGGGCCAAUGAAAAGGCAGCCUGUGGGACCCAUUCAAACAGCUUUCCCCGUUGCAAGCAAGGCACAGAGUGCCGCUGGAUUGUUUCAGUGGAAUGGACCCUAACCGAGCUUUCAAACCUAAAACUGUAGACCAGUAAGUCGGGAUGGCAGAGUCGGUGGUGGCCUUCCAGAGCCGGCUCUGCUCUGUCAUGGAGAUCCUGCUGCGAGUCGCGGUGCGGGAGAUCGCAGACCUGGUGGAGAGCGGGGUGUCGCAGUCCGUGUUCGUCUUCCAGGCUCGGCUCGCCUCUCUCUCGGACACCCUGCUGAAGCUGGCAGUGCGAGAGAUCACCAAGGUCUUCGAGGCCAGUCUGAACGAUUUCCGACUGGAAAUCGCCAAGGAAAGGCUGGGGCCGGCGGGGAGGGAGCCGGGACCCGGACUCGGAGCCGGAGCCGGGCUGAGCGAUACCGGGAAGAGCGGCAGCGCCGGUGGGGAUCAGGACUGUACUGAGAGCAGCACCGGACAUCGCGGACAAACACUGACUGGAGCUGCAGGAGCCAGUGCCCCCCUUGCCAUAAAAAAGGAGUCUCCCAUUAAACACAAUAGCGAGGUGUGGGGCUCAGGUCUGAUGCAAAACAUGGAACUCAUUCCUACAGAAGACAAUGGAAAUGUCGCUGUGCAGCACAGGAUUGGAAAGAGUAUAGAGGAUCCUGGUGAACUUGAGUCUGUCAACAUGACAGCACCAGUGCCUAGAGAACAAAAUCUGGUUUCUUUAGGAUCUCACCCCCAUAGAGAAGCUCUCAGGACUCUGAACAAAAAGAAAAUUAGAGAAAGUUUCAGGAAACGGGGGACUAUUGCUACAGAAGCAGACAAGGAAGUGCUGAAAGGACAGAAUGAGGUUAAACCUAGAACGCAAGGUAUUGAGUUCCAGUCAAGUCCCUCUGCAGAGCAACACACUAUGACACUACACCCUCUUCACUCUGAAAAGGGGGAUACAGGUAAUAAUGUACAAGGGUCCACAGUGAAGAGGGCAGAUCAGAGACAAUGUAAGGAAGAUUUUGAAAGGGGAGAGCAGCAGAGAGGCCCAGGAAUUAGGAAGACUACACCACAAGCAUCUAUAAAUAUGCAGUCUUCCUCAGCUAAAGCAGAAGCACUGCCAUUACAAUACAAGCAGCAGAAGCAGCACGGAUCCUCCAGCACGCUGACCUCGCUGUCGGGGGACACGAAAGAGCCAAGUGGAAGUUCUGGGACCGCGAGUCUUUGUACACAGGGGACCACAUCAAGGGUCAGCAACAUUGGAGAGAGACAAAGUAGCAAGCGGCACAGCGAGUCAAGUUACGUGAAACAUCAUUCACGAGCUCAUACUGGAGAGAGACCAUACCGCUGCACCCUCUGUGGAAAGACUUUUAGUCAUUCCCAUGACUUUAAGAAACACCAACACAUACACAUUGGUGAGAGACCAUAUCGCUGCAGACACUGUGGGAAGUGUUUUAACCAUUUAGAUGACUUUAACAAGCAUCAGCAGAUUCACAAAGGGAAGAGACCUUUUCCCUGCAGUCAUUGUGGGGAGAGUUUUAACCAUUUAGAUGACUUUAACAAGCAUCAGCAGAUUCACAAAGGGAAAAGACCUUUUCUCUGCAGUCACUGUGGGGAGAGGUUUCAGUAUUCAUAUGAUUUUAAAAAGCAUCAGCUGAUUCACAAAGGAGAGAGACCAUAUUGAUACAGUCAAUACUUGAAUACUUUUAAUUGUGUGAGAGAUUUUAAUACACAUCUGCAGAUUCAUUAUGGAGACCUGCCUUAUUGCUGCAGUUAGUGUGGCAACAGGGUCCAUGCACUCAAUACAAAACACAUCUGCUUGACGAGACAGUAGAGAUCACCAGCCUUGGUCCAAGAGAGACCAUAUCCAGUUCUUCUUACAGGAAGCUUGUGUCUUGCACAUCUUUAAGUUAUUGCAGUGAACUGUGGUCCCUAGAUCUUAAGCACCAAUCUCUAAUUCAAAACAUUAACACACGAAAAUUGUUAGAAAAUGGUGAUUCAAUAAUGACCUGCUGAAUUGGGGCUCUCUAGGACCAGGUUUGGAGAUGUCUGCAGUAGAGCAACGGUACUGACAAUUUUCGAUACACUCUGAUUUAAGUGUUAAUCUAUGCCUUUGAAUAAAUAAACAUCUUUUAAAAACAAGA